AUGUUUCUCAACCGCCACGUGCUCUGGCUAGCGCUCUGCCGCCUGUUCUGGCUGUGGUGGCUGCUGCUGCUGCUGCUGCUGCUGCUGAGCGGCUCCUGUGUGCCUCUGGCAGAUACUCACUCGCUGUGCUACAACUUCACCAUCAUGUUUAAGACCCCACCUGGACAGCCAUGGUGUGAGGUUCAAGGCCAGGUGGAUGGAAGGACUUUCCUUCAUUAUGAUUGUGGAAACAACAAAGUCAUAGCCGUGGGUCCCCUGGGGAUGCAGAUUAAUGCCACAAAGGAAUGGGAGAAACAGAGCGACACUCUGAGAGACAUCGGGGAUGAACUAAGACAGCUACUGGCUGACAUGAAACUGGAGACGUACACAACAGAGGCUACUCUCUCCCUGCAGGCCAGCAUGAGUUGUCAGCGGGAAGCAGGCAGGCGCACCGGAGCAUCCUGGCUGUUCAGUUUUGACAGACAGGUGCUUCUCCUCUUUGACCCCGAAAACAAGAAGUGGACAGAGGUUCACCGGGCAGCCAGACUGGUGAAAGGAGAGUUGGAGAACAACACACUUUUGACCAAGCUCCUCAUGAGCACUUCACAGGGAGACUGCAAUAGAUGGCUCCAGGAGUUUUGGAGACACUGGGAAAAAAUGCCGACAGAGCCAGCACCCAAGGUGGAAACCACAGAAAAAUCCAAGAACACAGCCAGCAUACCAAAGCCCUGGACCCUCAUCAUGACCUUUGCCUUCACCUGUUCAACCCUACUUAUUGUCUACAGCGGAGUCCUUUAGAAUGACAGGUGCCCUCCAGUCGGUUCUGACCCCUAGCGACCCUGUGCAUGACCAGGUGGAUGGACACAGUGACUGCAGCAGUGGUCUACCCCUUCCUCUGUUCUUCCUCGUCCCCUCACCGCUAGGCUUUUUAAAUAUGUGUUUUUAUGAAUAUUUCAUAACUAAAGGAACACUUAUGUGUGGAAAAAAAAUCUAUUCUUACAAAUAUAUAUUAUCCUGGUUUGUUAAAAUAAAUACAUACUCUAGAUGUUUAACCAAAAGUAGCCAUAAGAGAAAAACAGAACAAAGUGUGAA
This is a messenger RNA of Echinops telfairi (small Madagascar hedgehog), 1071 nucleotides long. RefSeq names its product UL16-binding protein 1-like. The record is from RefSeq and is a predicted model, not a curated record. Gene Ontology annotation, biological process: antigen processing and presentation of endogenous peptide antigen via MHC class I via ER pathway, TAP-independent; antigen processing and presentation of endogenous peptide antigen via MHC class Ib; immune response. Gene Ontology annotation, cellular component: external side of plasma membrane. NCBI's taxonomy places the organism in Eukaryota, Metazoa, Chordata, Mammalia, Afrosoricida, Tenrecidae. Bases 1 to 777 code for a protein of 258 amino acids. The transcript has 5 exons.